AGAGAGAGUGUGUAUUUAUACAUUUUUUAUAUUCUCUUUCACUUUCUUUGCUUUUCUUUUCUUUUCCCGUUGUUUCCAUCAUAUUUCCUCCUCCUCCUCCUCUCUCGUCCUUUUCUGGGUCUCUCACUGUCCGUUGGAACCAAACAGUUAACUUCACUCUCUCUCUUUCUCUCACUCACUCAGUCACACGCUCUCUCAAGUUGCUUCUCUCACAUAUUCUGAAGCCGGUAACAUGAGCGAGAGUGGGCUUAUUACACACUAAUUCUACUUAUGAAUCUCAACGCAGAGCCACCACAGCCUCCGCAGCCCCACCGUUUCUCCACCUCUUGUGACCGGCACCCUGACGAGCACUUCACCGGAUUCUGUCCUUCAUGUCUCUGCGAACGACUUUCCGUCUUGGACAAAUCAAAUUCUGCCUCCACAUCACGUAAACCUCCUCCUAUCCCCACCACCUCCACCGCCACAGCCGCCCUCAAGGCCAUCUUCAAGCCAUCCUCCUCGAAUUCCGGCGCAGGAGGCUCGUCAAGGCCCUCUUUCUUCUCCGAGCUCCGUCGGACGCAAUCGUUCUCUGCCUCGAAAAACGAGGGAUUGGGGUUUUCUGGGUUGUUUGAACCCCAGAGGAAAUCUUGUGACGUUAGGGCUCGAAGCACUCUCUGGUCUCUAUUCUACCAGGAAGACGACCGAAAGACGUCGAAGAAGGAAACCAGAGGAGCAAAUGUUGACACUGAGGUUGUUGAUUCCAGGAAUUUAGCGUCGUCUUCAAGUGUUCGCGUCGUGAAAGAAGAGGAGGAAGUUGAGAUUGAAACCUUAAGCCAGAGCGAUAACGAAGACGAGGACAACUCUCGGGAUUCGGAGGAUCCCAAUUUAGCAUCAAAUGUCAACUACUCACGCUCGAACCCCUUGAAUCCAAUCGAACACAGGGUUCCAGAGAUUGUUGAGGAAGAAGUUGAAGAAGAGGAGGAAGACCCAAAGCAAGAGCAAGAGCUCGAGCUCGAGCCCGAGCCAGUGCUGGAGAUAGUGCAUGAAGAGGAUAUGAAACCAAUGAAGGACUACAUGGAUCUCGAUGCCCAGGCCAAGAAGCCAUCUGGGAGGGACUUUAAGGAGAUUGCGGGUAGCUUCUGGUCAGCCGCGUCGGUAUUCAGCAAGAAAUGGCAGAAAUGGAGGCAAAAACAGAAACUGAAGAAGCGGAGAAAUGAUGGUGGUGGGUCUGCCACAUUGCCUGUAGAGAAGCCUAUUGGGCGGCAAUAUAGAGAAACCCAGUCGGAGAUUGCAGAUUACGGGUUAGGGAGGAGGUCCUGCGACACGGAUCCAAGAUUCUCACUCGAUGCGGGUCGGAUAUCCUUUGAUGAUCCGCGAUACUCCUUCGACGAGCCUCGCGCUUCCUGGGAUGGGUAUUUGACUGGAAGAAAUUUCGCUGCAAGUACUAGAAUGCCUACAAUGCUAUCAGUUGUAGAGGAUGCACCUGUCCAUGUUUCAAGGUCUGAUACCCAAAUCCCAGUUGAAGAGCACACGAGCUCGACCUCGACCAAUGAGGACGGAACUGUUCCUGGCGGGUCUAUGCAGACUUGGGAGUACUACUCGGAUUCUUCUUCCAGGAGAAGGAGGAGUCUUGACAGGUCAAACUCCAUAAGAAAGACUGCAGCAGCAGUAGUUGCAGAGAUGGAUGAAAUGAAGUCCGUUUCUAACGCAAAGGUAACUCCAGCUACUGUUGAUUACUUCAAUGGAUUGAAGUUACCUGAUAUGAGGGAUUCCAAUUCGAAUUCAUUGAGGGAUGAUUGCUCUGAAACUUUUGAGAUUGGAUUCAGAGACAAUGCAUCUGUGGUGGGUAAUGGUGAACGGAAGGGGACAAAAAAGUCUAAGAGAUGGACUAAGGCAUGGAACAUCUGGGGUUUUAUACACCGGCGAAGCAUUAACAAGGAUGAGGAUGAUGAUAGAUAUAGUAGAGCAAAUGGGGUAGAGAGGUCUUUCUCUGAGUCUUGGCAGGAACUAAGGGGAGAGGGUAAUGGGGAAGCAAGGGGGACUUUCAAUCCCAAAGUUUUGAGGAGCAACAGUAGCGUUAGUUGGAGAAAUUCUAAUGGCAUUGGUGGAUUAUUUGGUAACUCAAGGAAGAAUGGUGUUGAGACAACUGGGAAUGGAAAGAAGAGGAAGGAUGAAUUUGUGUUGGAACGGAAUAGGAGUGCGAGGUAUUCGCCCAACAACAUUGAUAAUGGACUGCUGAGGUUCUACUUGACUCCAAUGAGGGGCAGUAGGCGAGCUGGAAUCAUGAAGAAUAGGGCGAAUCAUGCACAUUCUAUUGCAAGGAGCGUACUACGAUUGUACUAAUAUGAAAGGUUCAUGAGUUGUUCUCUUUGCUACAUUGUUGUUAAUUUUGAUGCAUUUGCUGUGUUAAACCACACUUGCUUAAUGUAUUCUUGAUGGUUGGUUGGAUAAAAGAACUCUAAAUUGUUGCCUUUCUUCGUAGUGA
Molecule: messenger RNA, 2464 nt
Organism: Tripterygium wilfordii
Lineage: Eukaryota; Viridiplantae; Streptophyta; Magnoliopsida; Celastrales; Celastraceae
Product: protein OCTOPUS-like
Exons: 1
Coding region: 271-2322 (683 amino acids)
Cellular component (GO): plasma membrane
Source: RefSeq, a predicted model, not a curated record